UCCAGCAGGUCCUCGCCCCGUUAAUUCCUGUCCCGGAGCUUCGUCUGACGCGCCGGCUAGCGAGCCGCCGCUGCAGCCCUCUCUCCCUAGCUCCUCUCCCCUCUCGCUCACUUAGCCAGGAGCUUGAAAGGAGGCGGCCCGGGGACGUCCCAGACCCCCUCUGCUCCUGCCCAUCGCAAGUGCCACUACCGCCAUGGGCCUCACGAUCUCCUCCCUCUUCUCCAGCCUCUUCGGCAAGAAGCAGAUGCGCAUUUUGAUGGUUGGAUUGGAUGCUGCUGGCAAGACGACCAUUCUGUAUAAACUGAAGCUAGGGGAGAUAGUCACCACCAUUCCUACCAUUGGUUUUAAUGUGGAAACAGUAGAGUAUAAAAACAUUUGUUUCACAGUAUGGGAUGUUGGUGGUCAAGAUAAAAUCAGGCCUCUCUGGAGGCAUUACUUCCAAAAUACCCAGGGUCUUAUUUUUGUGGUAGAUAGCAAUGAUCGUGAAAGAAUUCAGGAAGGAGCAGAAGAGCUGCAGAAAAUGCUUCAGGAAGAUGAGUUGAGAGAUGCAGUGUUACUGCUUUUUGCAAACAAACAGGAUCUGCCAAAUGCUAUGGCUAUCAGUGAAAUGACAGAUAAAUUAGGUCUUCAGUCUCUUCGUAACAGAACAUGGUAUGUUCAAGCCACUUGUGCUACACAAGGAACUGGUCUGUAUGAGGGACUUGACUGGCUGUCAAAUGAGCUUUCAAAACGUUAAAUGAAACUGGAUUCUCUAACCAAGGACAUGUUUGAUAGAAUUGGUCUAGGCUUGUUACCACAAAAUUAGUUUGCAUCUUGGUUAUUAAACAGUAUCUGGGACUGGUUUGGGCAGAAUAUUACAGCGUUUCAACUUAUUUUGUUGCCAAUUAUUGUUUACCAAGUAUAAUGUUGCUGUUUAGCAAUAUGCUUGGUUUUAAAGAAAUUGUCCUGAACUUGGGAAAAAAAGUGUCCUCUUAAUUUUGCUUCCCUUAAGCCUAAAUGCCUGGACAUAGCUAUUGUGACACCUUUAAAUAAAUCUGUUUUGAAUGUUUUUUGAGCCCACAACAAAUAAUGUUUUAAAGUUAUCCCCUUGCUACUUUACUGAUACCUUUAUCAUUCCUGGGACAGUCUGCUGAUUUUAAAACAUGUAGCAUUCCAUUUGUAUUUAUUUUUCUCCCUUGCCAAAAAGAUUUUCUAAUACUGCUUGAACCAGCCAGGGAAAUGCUCCAAAACACUAUUCAGAUCUCUUGCACUGAGGAACUUAUUUUUUUCCCCCAUUAUUGACUCUGGCUUCCAUCAGCCAAGCUUACCUUGGUGUGGUUUGGAUUUGAUAGCUAAUUAGCUUUGUGCUGGUUGCGAAGAGUUCAUAUUGAGAUAAUUUUUAAUAUUCAGCAGAUUGUCUUCCUUUAUAUUAUAUCUUUUUUAUGUUGCAUGUUGCUUUUGGUAUCAGCCUGACUCUUUGCCCAGUAUAUGAUAGUUCUGCUGAUGUUUUAUUGUUUAUUGGUGAACAUAUCUUCAUUAAGAGUUUUUGGAAAACCCAUCAAACUCAGUAAGUUUUCUUCAUAAUCCAUUUGGAAUUAUUCCUAAUAAAAUGAUAAAAUAUGUAAUUGUGUGUGUUCUUAUUGAGUCUUGAAAAUGUUUGAAAUAGAUUUUCCUAUUUAGCAAAGCUGAUUUACAUAUUUUACAUACUGUGAACAAUAAUGCAGAUCCCAGAGAGUUUACUAAUUGUUUAAAUUGGAAAUAAAAUAUGGGUUGCUGUCAUGUGUAUAACAAAGUGGGGUGCAACUUCAAAAUUUUAGUUUUCUUCGAUAAAAUACCAUUUUGAUGCUGUACAUUUCUAAAGUCAGAUCAAGAGUAAAAAGCUGUAAUAAAAUGAAUUGCCCAAAAAAUA
Molecule: messenger RNA, 1888 nt
Organism: Equus quagga
Lineage: Eukaryota; Metazoa; Chordata; Mammalia; Perissodactyla; Equidae
Product: ADP-ribosylation factor 4-like
Exons: 1
Coding region: 194-736 (180 amino acids)
Biological process (GO): intracellular protein transport; vesicle-mediated transport
Cellular component (GO): cytoplasm; plasma membrane
Molecular function (GO): GTPase activity; GTP binding
Source: RefSeq, a predicted model, not a curated record